AUGUUGCCCGGCAUCUCCACCCCCUGGACCAUCUACCUCCAAUCACCCAGCUCCUGGUACACCAUCUCAUUCCACCAGCAAGCGAUUCUCGAAUCACGACUCUCCUCCUCCUCCAUCUCGAAAUUCUCCCGACGCGAACUCUACGAUUUUCAACUCCGGAAACUGGAUAUCCCGCCGGAGAUCUAUGAGCACUGUCCCGAUUCAGAUGAUGGAGAAGCAAAGGUGACGAGGAGAGUAAAGGAAUUUGGGGUCGUGAGGGAAAGUAUUCGGAUGAGGAGAUUGUUGAGGGAGUUUGGGGAGUGGGUGAAGGGGGGAAGUUCCGUCCCCACUUCGCCGCUAGUAUCAAUCAUUCUGAAUACAUUUCUCAAUCAACCCGCGAUCCCAUGCGAAUGGUGGGAGGAAAACAUCACCAUUCUGGAAGAUGGAGUUUUGUGGCGGGAACAUGUGGAUUUGUAUGAGAGUUCAAAGGAGAAGGGUGAUCCGCACUUCACACCCUCCACCUUUCUCGCCCAAAUCUUCCAGACAAUGAAUACGAGUAUUCCGCCCUCCAAAAAGCGAGGUAACAAGAACAUACCCCCCAACACCAACACCAACACCGACAACCCCUCCCCCAUCAACAUCCCCGAGCUCUACGAGCGCGGCCGCCAAGAUCUCGCGCGUUCAAAACGUCACAUGUAUUGUUUGAGAGAAUUAGCAUUAUCCUCCUCCUCAACCCCCCACCCCCAAGAUGUCACUCCCUCCCCACAAAAACCAGAACCGAACUCAGUACCAGAAUUCUCAGAAGCCCAAACAAAAAGUAUAAAACCCUCAGAGACUCCUCCUAGUCCUAGAGAAGAACUAACCACGAAAGUUUUGAACUCCGAUCGCAAUCCCGCGGUCCUCCCCAUUCUAGGUUGAGAUCCAAUUCCACCUCCACAUCCCCACCCGAAAUAAAAAGAACCCUUCCACACCCCCCCCCCCAUCCCUCUCCUCUUCCCAACAAUCUCCGCCCCAAACUCCACUCCACUCCACUCUCCCCGUACUCAUUCCGUGCCUCCUCCCCCUCCACCCUCACGAUCAAGCACCUCCAAUCCCAAUCCCAAUCCCAAUCUAACCACCAAUCUCAAACAACGCCAGAACUCUCUAGAGAGAAGUGAAUCCAAACUCAACCCCAACCCCCACCCCAAAUCCACCCCUACCUCUAAAUCUAAACACUCUCGCGAUGCUUCAAACGCGCACCGCCAAACGCGGGAUCUAUUCAAUGAACCGUUAGCUUCGUAUGCGGGCUGAUGGAAGAAUGGAAAAAGGGAAAAGGGACGUGGAUGAAUGGAGGAAUUUGUAUAUCUAGGUAUUGAUCGUUAAUGAUUUGUUCUAAUAAAACCCCGUAAUGUGAAAAAUAAAAAUAAAAAUAAUAACAAUUGGAUCU
Messenger RNA from Botrytis porri, 1405 nucleotides. RefSeq lists its product as uncharacterized. Bases 1 to 897 code for a protein of 298 amino acids. The record is from RefSeq and is a predicted model, not a curated record. NCBI's taxonomy places the organism in Eukaryota, Fungi, Ascomycota, Leotiomycetes, Helotiales, Sclerotiniaceae. The transcript has 4 exons.